GAACCAAACCGGCCCAAUAACCCCAAAAUCCUACCAUAAACCCUAGAAUCCCCUCCACCCCAAGGCCCAGCCGCCGCCUCCUCCCUUCCUCUCUUCUUUCCUCGCCGACGACGCGAUUCCCCACCGGCGUACGGCGGCGGCGGCGGCGAGGGAUUUCGCCGGCCAGCUAGCCCCAUCCUCAACAAAAUCGAGGGGUCGGUUGCUCUCCCGGUGGAAGAGCCCCAUGGCCUCCGCCACCGCCCCGCAGCCUGUGUCCUCUCCAUCCGCCGCAGCCGGCGCCGCGUCGAACAACCCCCACAAGCGCAAGAAGCCGGCGGCGAGGGGGAAGGGGAAGGGCAAGGGAAAGGGCCGCCUCGCCAAGACGCCCAGGCGCUCCGAUGACCCCGGCGACCUCCCCCGCCGCCGCAGCAAGCCCAGCGACAGGUUCCUCAAGCUGCUCCGCAAGCGCGCCCGCGACUACAACUCCGACGACUCCGACGACGAGGAGCGCCUCUCGGAUGAGGACGAGGAGGAGGAGGGGGCUUCCGGCUCCGGUGACGACGAGGCCGCCGGCGCGGUGACCAGGUUCGAGCAGGGGUGCCGCGCGUUCCGCGUCGCCUUCACGAAGAUCAUGGCCAAGAAGCUCCCCGACGACCCACUGGGUCCAAUUCUUUCGGCGCACAAGAAGCUGGUCGCCGCCAAGUUGGCCGAGGACGCAGAAGAACACAAGCCCAAGGGAGAAGGCCGCAGGGAAAAGCGCAUGGCUGCAGAGAAGGGCCAUGUCAUUCCCACAAAUCAUUUAGAUAGUAAAGAGAAGGAGCUCAUCAAAAUCGCAACCCAAGGGGUCGUCAGGUUGUUCAACUCGGUAAGCAAGGCGCAGAAUUGUCGGAAAGGUUUGAACCCAUCAAGGAGUAAAGACGCCAAAGUGUUGGCAAAAGAAACAAAGCAGGCCUUCCUCACAGAAUUAAGCAAAACAUCUAACCAAAGUCAAAAGGGCAAGGCAUCUUCCAACUUUUCUAAGAACAAUAGCAAAGACGAAGACGAACCUGGGUGGGCACCCCUACGCGAGACAUACAUGCUUGGGUCGAAAUUGAAAGAUUGGGAUAAAAUGCAGACCUCUGAUGUUGUGAAUGAACAAACGGAGAUCCCUUUGGACGACUCUUCUGAUGAGGAAUAGGCAAUAGAUUCACCUGAGUGAGUUGAAGCAGCAUUUGGGACAAUGUUCCUGUGCUUUGAAGUCGUGUUCUUGUUAUUGACAUUGUAAAGCGAUAUUUGGUUCAAAUUUGCAAGUUAAGUUUUCUUAUCAUUGUUUCAUGCAUUGAUGAAUGUGAUGGCUAAUGCACGGCACGGGCAAGUUGUCCAACCUCUUGGAAAUUAUUUUCCUUUAUUA
Molecule: messenger RNA, 1369 nt
Organism: Oryza sativa Japonica Group (Japanese rice)
Lineage: Eukaryota; Viridiplantae; Streptophyta; Magnoliopsida; Poales; Poaceae
Biological process (GO): maturation of LSU-rRNA; maturation of 5.8S rRNA
Cellular component (GO): preribosome, large subunit precursor
Source: RefSeq, a predicted model, not a curated record